AUGCCUGCACUGUUUGCCUUAGACGAUUAUCAAUCUUGUAUUAGUGAUCCUAUAGGUGUAUAUUGCUUAGCACGAUUUGACUUGCACUCUGAUCAACGAAGUCAGCUUAUUACACUUAUAAAAGAAUAUUCGGACGACCAAAUAAAGCAUUAUAAUCAUUCGCAUGUAGAAAGAGGCAUCUGUGUAACCAAAACUUGUAGAAAGAUUUUAGGAGACAAAGCCAUUGCAAAAGGAGUGGACCUGACAGAUACCCUUGAGAAAUGCUUUAAUAAAUCCUUGUGGGAGGACUACGAGUUAAAAGCAAAACUAUCUCUGGUAUAUUAUUGUGAUACAUACGGUGAAGAAGACGAAAUCGAUCUUGGUGAAAAAGUUUUUAUGAGCACCAUAAUUUUUAUAUUAAUUUUAAAUAUAGCUGGAAACUGUUACGAUAUUUAUGUUAAGAAAACAGGACGAAAUUUAAAUGGGCUAGCGAAAAAUAAGAAGAAAAACAAGUUAGUAAACGGAUUAUUCACGUUAUACAUUUUUUCAAAGGGCUUCAACAAAACAUCUGCCCACGGUCCUCCAAACUGUGGAUUAACGUUAGUAAAACUUGUAUCUGAAGUUCGUGGUGGUCUUAUUUUCAAACUCAAGUUAAAAUGCGUGUUGUGCAAUAUGACUUUCAUUCUGGAAGCUGAUCAUCCCGGAGACGAACUGGACAUCAUCAGCAGUGCAGUUGCUGGUUCUAUAGCAAUUGUAUGUCUCAUGUCAAUGGUUUCGCUCCUAUUAGCGAUAAGUUAUUUACGAAGAAAAUGGACCUGGUAA
Messenger RNA from Parnassius apollo (apollo), 801 nucleotides. NCBI's taxonomy places the organism in Eukaryota, Metazoa, Arthropoda, Insecta, Lepidoptera, Papilionidae. The record is from the annotation of a GenBank genome assembly.